AUGAGACUCUCCAAUCCCCUCCUGACAGCAGCCCUGCUAUCCCCAGCCACGGGCCAGCUCCACCAACUCGCAAAGCAAGCCGGCCUCCUCUACUUCGGCGCCGCCACCGACACCCCCUACCAGCGCGAGCGCGCCCCUUACCCGGAGUCCUACCCGCAAUACGACGCCAUCCUGCGGGAUCCCAACGAAUUCGGCCAGACCACGCCCACCAACGGCCAGAAAUGGCUCUUCAUCGAGCCUGAACCCCGCCUCUUCAACUUCACCGAAGGCGACUACGUCGCCGACCUGGCCCAGGAGACGGGCAAACUCCUCCGGUGCCACGCGCUGGUUUGGCACAGCCAGCUGGCGCCGUGGGUGGAAUCCACCAACUGGACAGCCGAGGCGCUGACGAGCGCCAUCACGCGGCACAUCCGCGCCGUGGCGGGCUACUACCGCGGGCGCUGUUACGCGUGGGACGUGGUCAACGAGGCGCUCGACGAGGACGGCACGUACCGCAAGAGCAUCUUCUACAAUGUGCUCGGCGAGGAUUACAUCAAGCUGGCCUUCCGGGUGGCGGCCGAGGUCGACCCGGCCGCCAAGCUGUACUACAACGACUAUGGUAUCGAGCGGCCCAACUCGAACAAGACGGCGGGCGCCAAGCGGUUGGUAAAGAUGCUCAAGGACGCCGGGGUCAGGAUCGAUGGUGUGGGCAUGCAGGCGCAUCUGCAUGCGGAUAAUCACCCGUCCGCGGAGGACUUGAUCCAGACAAGCAAGGGGUAUGCCGAGCUGGUCAAGGAGGUGGCGUUUACCGAGCUGGACGUCAGGAUCAAGAUGCCUGUCAACGAUACCAAACUGGAGUGGCAGAAGGAGGGCUACCAGAAAGUCGUGACAGCCUGUGUCAAGGUGAAGGCUUGCGUCGGGAUUACGAUCUGGGACUUUUACGAUCCGUUCAGCUGGGUGCCGCACGUAUUCGAGGGCCAGGGAGCGUCACUGCUGUGGUUUGAGGACUUUUCAAAGCAUCCGGCUUACGACGGCAUGGUGCAGACGUUCAAGAAGCUGAUUGCACAGCAGAGCUGCAAGAAGAAGCGGAGAGGUGUGACCGGAGUGGGGAAUUGA
Parathielavia appendiculata is the source of this 1095-nucleotide messenger RNA. RefSeq names its product glycoside hydrolase family 10 protein. The record is from RefSeq and is a predicted model, not a curated record. NCBI's taxonomy places the organism in Eukaryota, Fungi, Ascomycota, Sordariomycetes, Sordariales, Chaetomiaceae. The coding region runs from base 1 to 1095 and encodes 364 amino acids. Gene Ontology annotation, molecular function: hydrolase activity, hydrolyzing O-glycosyl compounds. Gene Ontology annotation, biological process: carbohydrate metabolic process. The transcript has a single exon.